CACUGGUGACAGGAGGUUUAAUAUUUUGCCCAGAAGAUUGGAAUUGCGAAUCUACGCGAAUAUUUUAUUGCUCGAUAUAGCAGGCGGGAGUGCAUCAAUAUGCUAACGAUUACUGGGCCGGGGGCCCACAGUCGAUUAAAGAGAUGGUGACGUGCGAUAACGAAAGCGCGUCUGCUGGCGGCUUCCACCUCGGCGCUCACGAUGACCACCGCCCGCGAGCGCCGAGCGUCUCCUCCCUGUCGCUCUACAAGCAGAAGAUUGAUGCGCUGUUCGACGACACUCGUUCCAUCAGCAGUAUCCCGCAGUAUACGACCACGUCGGAAACCGGACGGAAAGAUAGCAAGGCCAGUCUAAUCCAAGACGGUAAAACAACUAUACUAGAAGAUGAUAACACCUACUGUCAAAAUAAGAUCAAGAAGAUCAAUAACACUGUUCAAGAUCGAAUAGAGAGAAUGUUUGCGGAUAUGGCGGGGGAGUCCAGACAGAAUGCUGAGAGUAUAGGUGUGCACGUAUUCAGUGUACAUUAUCUGGGAUCGACACCUUUACAGAGUAAAGUAACAAGUCUUUCAGGACUGCAAGAUCCUCUCAGAGAUUUAUAUUUCGCCUUCAAAAGUAAUCAUCGCCACAAGAACAACUUUACCGGUAAAUUGGAAAUCUCUAAAAGUGGUUUAAAAGUUAGAUACAAAGGAGAAAAGGGAGAUUUAGAACAAUUGAAUCCUUUUCCUACAAUAGCAGUUUGGUCAGCAGUAAAAUUUCUAGUUCAAUCAUCAGACAAUGAUAAGAACGAAUUAAGUUAUGCAUUUGUUCCAUUAAUCACUGAUCCCGAUAAUAUCGAUCGACACGCACUAUUCAAAUCGUUAGAUUCUUCUGAAAAGAAAUAUAUCCUCUCCCACAACGAAAAUUCGCAUUCACCUCUUUUCGCUGUUGUGAUGAGGAAAAUAGGCGUUGCAAAACAAUUGGAGUGUCAUGGGUUUGUAUGUCAGACGACUGAGGACGCUAUUGUAAUAGCGGCCACGCUAUACAAAUCGCUUAUGUCACAUAUGAGUCGGCAGGGUCACGCAAAUAACAAAAAGUUGAGAAAUAGGAAUGGAGUGAGUUGUAUGAGUAUUACGAGUAGCUUGCAAGGGAAUGAUAUCCCUAUUCGACCACCUCGUAAAAAGCAUAGUACUUCCUCGUUGAGCGGUGAUAGUGAUCGAGCUGAUGGUUUUUCAGCAAGCGAAUCAUUUUGUGAGAAAUCAAAAUUAGAGAGAACUAAAAAUGUUAAUGAAGAUAUACCUCGUUUUUCAAUACCAACCUUGCCACCUUUUGGUUCUCAUCGAAUCACCGUCGAGGAAGUAAAAGCUAAACUAGACUUAAUAAGACAAAAUGACACUAGUAGUGAAUCUCAAGGAUCUAAGCACUCUGUUCCAAAAGAUUCUCUUAAUCUCACGUCAGUUCAAUCGUGUCAAAAUUUGCAAAGUAGUACUGAAUCUUCAGUCAGAAGCAAAAUAUCAGAAAAAAUUGAAUUAUUUCGAGAGUUAGAGAGGCGAAAGAGCAUACAGAGACCACCGAAUUUGCCUCCUCCUGUACCUUCUAAGCCUCCGACACAAGCACAAACUGAUCUUCCUAGAGAGCCUUUGAGACGUAGUCAAAGCGGAAGAAAAUCUCUUAGUGAAUCUGGGGAUAUUCUAACUAAAGUGGCCAUUCCUAGAUCUGGGAGUUUCUUAAACGCUGGAGGACUAACUCGUUAUAAGUCUAUCGGACAAAGAAACAACGGAAAGAAAGGGGGAGGGUCACCUUUGGGAUUUAAUGAACUAUUUAAUGAAUUUAAAGUGCAGGAAAACUUGCAUUCUAUGGAUGAAAUAUUAAAUGCAAUAAUUGACCCGGAAGGAAUGUCUUUUAAUGAUUUAAAACCGAUUUAUAAAGAGUUUCUGUUAAAAUUAGCAGUUACGCUGACGAAAGAUGAAAUAUUUCAGCACAGCAAAGCGAUAAUGAAAAAGCAAAAGAAAAAGAUUUUAAGAAGAAACAGCACAUUUCAGAACAAGCGAAGAAAAAUUUUCAAAGGUGCCAACGGACUUCGGAUGGUUUUUCGAUUACCGUUUGGUAAAGACUUUCGUAAAAAAGAGAAGAAAAAGCAACAUAGCAACUUUGAUAUAAAAUCACUGCAAAACGCCGUGACCGUUAAGGAGCAAAUUUCCGAAAGUUCGGUUUCUACAUCCAGCUACGAUUUGAGACAAUUCCGACCAAAGGAACCAGAUUUUCCCGCUCCAAAACGGCAAACAAUGAGACAAAGAAAUUCAAAACGCUCAGAUAAAUCUGUUCACGUUUCAAAGCGAAGUGGCAAGACUUCGAGGCCCGGGGAGAGGACAUCGACAUCGGAAGAUUCCGAUUUCUUGACAUUGAGCAAUCGCCUCGGAUGUCAAAACAGAAAUAGUUCGAGCGGAUAUGUUUCCUGCUCGGAGUGUGAAUCCGAGAGUUGUAUCGAUCGAUGCUAUUGCUCUCUAAAAGCCGAUUGCAAGCCCAGAUGUGACUGCUCUGCUAUUGAAAAUGGACAAGAUUCCGUGAAAGUCAAGUUGUUAGGGAAAAGCUGUAAAGAAUGCUCGAAAGAAGUGUAUGAUGGUGAUUAUAGUUACUGCUCCUGCGACUCAGAAAGCUGCGCCGACAGCAAUAAGUGCUAUUGUACUGGACCGAGAAGAACUGUCAUGCAAAGUUCCCAAAGUUUGGAGUACUUGAAAAGUCCUUCGAACAAAACAUACGCUGACAGAAUGAAGAGAGCUUACGAUGAUUACGAAGGGAAACCAAGAAGCAGGUCUGGCGCGUCGAGUCGUCGGCGCCGCGCGCGCAGCUCCGACAGCCUCGCGCUCGACUACGAGCUGCUCUUACAGAACAAGCCGCGGGACGCGCGCGCCAGGAAUAUGCAGCGACUCACAGUACGAAGCACUGGAGCCGGUUCCCAUGACGCCCUUAGUGUGAAGAAGUCCGCGGAGAUGGCAGCCUUAUUUGCAGAUGUUCGUCUCUCCCAGCGCACUGAUGUACGUUCUUUGGCUGGAGGGCGAAGAGCUAGGCCUCCACCUUUGUCGCCAUCACCACACCCUGUGCCACCUCUCGCAAGAAUGUUUGACCACAGACCGCUUAGCAGAAAUCCUAGCUUAGAGGAUACAUUGGGUUAUUUCCCAUGAUAUAUUUUUUAUUUGUUUUUCUUUUAGAUCAUAUAAUAAACUCUGCAUUGAAAUCGCUGUAUUUUUACUAAAAUGAUCGGAUUUCAUUCAAAUUUAAAUCAUAUAAAAUAAUUAACGAUCAGUCAUAUUAGCGCCCAACGUGGUUCAUUAUCAAAAUACUUUAAUAAUUAUUUUUUAUAUAAACGUUCAAUAUUAAUAAACACUAUCAUAAACAUAUAUUUUCCUUUAAAAUUUACUAAUUUUUUCGAACUAUUUAAAUAGUUUUUAGCGCUAUGCAAAACUGUCACUUCUUUUUACAAGCUAUUUUUCGCAUAAAUUAAUACUGAAUACACAUAGGUAUUUUGUAAAGAUAGUUAUUUAUUUUCUAUAUGUAUUCAGUUAUUGAUGCUCUGUGGUUUGGUGCAAUUUGUCAUAUUUUAUCUGUGUUUUAAUAAUAGUUCGUUAACAUUUUCAAGUAUCUCAUCACAUAUACCACCUUAUUCGUAAAAAAUAAGGAUUUUUAUUAGGUAUAUAGUUUUUAUAAAUAAACAAUGUAUGUAGUUAUUUAUUCAGAAAAUAACCGUUAUGCAUAUGUUAGGUUCUUUCAGUCACGAUUAACAGUUAAUUUUAAUAUAAUUUUACAACACGAAACGAUUUUUAUUGUAUAUGUUCGAAAUAAUAAUUAUUAUUCAAAUAUAUCUAUUGCUAUUUUUAAAUUUUCUCCAUUUAUUUUAGAAAUUAAAAAAAAACUAUGAAAUACACUGAAUACAUAUCACUGAUGUCAUUUAUCAUCUUUAUUUUAGAGCGAAAUUCUAUAUCGAAUUACGAAGUCACGCAAAAAGGUUUCACUGCACCAAAUAAUAUUAAGAGUAAAGGAACGUGCCGUUAUAAUUUUUAAAUAAAUGACGUUGUCAAAUUGACGUUUAGCAUCAAAAUGAUACAAAGAGAAUAGCGUAUUAUGUCAUUAAGUAAUUUGAUUAUGACAUUACCUCUUUGUUUUAUUAAUGUGUGUAGUCAUGUCAUUACUUUAAAUAUCGUUUCGUGGUUUUUAUUAUAAUUAAGUAUAAAGUAUAAUUUGAAUUACUUUAGAUUAUAAUAAAACGAUUCCUUCGACUCUAUUGUGCAAUUAACGUGCAAUAUUUUAAAUAAACU
Vanessa atalanta (red admiral) is the source of this 4289-nucleotide messenger RNA. RefSeq lists its product as uncharacterized. The transcript has 8 exons. The record is from RefSeq and is a predicted model, not a curated record. NCBI's taxonomy places the organism in Eukaryota, Metazoa, Arthropoda, Insecta, Lepidoptera, Nymphalidae. The coding region runs from base 144 to 3158 and encodes 1004 amino acids.